CACAACGACCGUGAUAAAAGGAGCGCAGCCAGCGACGGCUGACAUUCUGACGUUCUUCGGUCACUGCAGCUUCUACGUUUUCAAUCUAUCGGCGGCGGCUAUGUCAUCCAAGGUAGCGACGAAGAUGGCGGCUUCAGCCAAGCAGCAACAGACGCUGCGGACGAAGAGCGGCAAGGCGGCACAUAAGACAGCUGCAUCGAGUUCCAUCGACGGUGCCGCCAAGAAGCGCAGGCGCCGGCGCCGUGAGAGCUACAGCCUUUACAUUUUCAAGGUGCUUAAGCAAGUUCAUCCGGACACUGGGAUUUCGGGCAAAGCAAUGGCCAUCAUGAACAGUUUCGUCGCCGACAUCUUGGACCGCAUCGGCGAAGAGGCCUCGAAGCUUUCCAUCUGUUCCCGACGUAGCACUGUCACGGCGCGCGAGAUCCAGACCGUGACGCGGCUGCUGCUACCCGGUGAGCUUGCCCGCCAUGCCGUGUCCGAGGGAACGAAGGCAGUCAGCAAGUACACGUCCUCGCAGCCGGGGUUCCCAUCUGCGUCAACGUAGCUGCAGCAGGUUGCUUAGUAGUUUCGCGACACAUGUGACGUCCGGACCAACUGCCAACUACGCUAUCCGACAUGUGCUCAUCGCGGAAGACUCAGUAACUCUUAGUUUUCCUAUUUUCGUUUCCAUUUGCACAAAAUGUUUGGUGUUUUGUCUUCCGAGUACGUUUAGCGCACAAUAAUAAUAAAAAAAUAAUAAUGCGA
Molecule: messenger RNA, 744 nt
Organism: Dermacentor andersoni
Lineage: Eukaryota; Metazoa; Arthropoda; Arachnida; Ixodida; Ixodidae
Source: RefSeq, a predicted model, not a curated record